This is a messenger RNA of Malaclemys terrapin pileata, 6924 nucleotides long. It is a transcript of the gene TULP3, whose product is annotated as TUB like protein 3. Gene Ontology annotation, cellular component: cilium. Gene Ontology annotation, biological process: protein localization to cilium. Lineage: Eukaryota; Metazoa; Chordata; Testudines; Emydidae. The record is from RefSeq and is a predicted model, not a curated record.
AUGAACGCUCCGGGUGUUGCGCCUUUGGCCAAUGGCGCGGCGCCUCAGUGCCGGGUGCGGUUGCUAAGGGCAGCGGCGGCGACCGGGCUAAGCGCGAGUGGCCGGGAUCCCAUGGCAACGGCGGGGGUGAGGAUGGAGAGCGCGGGGGACCGGGCCGGGCCCCGCGGGGGCAGUAUUUUUGAAGAUGAAAGUGUGAAAUUGCGACAGCUGAAACUAGAGAACCAGAGAGCUCUUCUGGAGAAGAAGCAGAGGAAGAAACGUCUUGAGCCCUUGAUGGUGCAGCCAAAUCCAGAAGCAAAGCUGCGUAGAUCAAAGCCCAAAGGGUGUGAGGAGCAGACUCCCUUAGUUGAGACCCACACCCCUUUUCACAGCGAUGUUGUCCUGCAUGGCAUUGAUGGCCCAGCUGCCUUCCUGAAGCCAGAAGUCCAAGACUUAGGGACCAAACUCCAAAUCCUCUCCGUAGGAUCUUCCACAACAGAAGAUGAUGCAGAUCAAGACAAUGAUGAGGAGACCCUGAUAGAUACAGCUGCCAAGCCAGAUCUGCAAGAAAUCCUACAGAAACGAGGGAUCUCAGGCAGUUUGAAUUUCGAUGAGGACACUGAAGAGGAGGAAGAAGCUGGAAAGAGGUCAAGAUCACAUUCACCAUAUUCUGAAUCUGAGAGGCCUAGUUCCGCAACCAGCCAGAAAUCUGCUACAGACACAGGUGCUUCCUGCACUGCAUCCCCAGAGACAGAUGCACAGCUGGGAGAAGUGGAGAACUUGGAGGAGUUUGCAUUACGCCCUGCUCCCCGUGGCAUUACAGUGAAGUGUCGAAUCACUAGAGAUAAGAAAGGAAUGGACCGAGGCCUCUUCCCCACCUACUAUAUGCACCUGGAAAGGGACGACAACAGAAAGACGUUCCUUCUUGCAGGAAGAAAACGGAAAAAGAGCAAAACAUCCAAUUAUCUCAUUUCAAUUGACCCAACAGAUUUAUCCCGGGAAGGGGAAAGUUUCAUUGGAAAACUCAGGUCCAACCUUAUGGGAACAAAAUUUACUGUCUAUGAUCAUGGAGUUAGCCCAGGCAAGGCACAAGGGCUAGUAGAAAAGGCCCAUACCCGACAGGAGCUCGCAGCCAUUUGUUACGAAACCAAUGUCCUAGGAUUCAAGGGCCCCAGGAAGAUGUCCGUGAUCAUUCCAGGGAUGAACAUGAACCACAAGCGGAUUCCAAUCAGACCACGAAAUGAACAUGAGAGUUUGCUAUCAAAAUGGCAAAAUAAAAACCUGGAAAACCUGAUUGAGCUGCACAACAAGGCUCCAGUCUGGAAUGAUGACACUCAGUCGUACGUCUUGAAUUUCCAUGGGAGAGUCACUCAGGCCUCGGUGAAGAACUUCCAGAUUGUCCAUGAGAAUGACCCUGACUACAUUGUGAUGCAGUUUGGUCGUGUAGCAGAAGACGUGUUCACUCUGGACUAUAAUUACCCCCUGUGUGCCCUCCAGGCCUUUGCCAUUGGACUCUCCAGCUUUGACAGCAAAUUGGCAUGUGAAUGAUGGAGACAGCGGACUUGGACGUGGAACUUGCUCCCAUCCCUGCACCUUGUAGAUGAGUUCUGGGUGGAAUCAUGAGAAGUAUCCUGGGGACAAAAAGGGAACUGGAGGCCAGAUAUCUGUGGCCUUAACAAGAAGCAAAUAGUAGAUUUGGGGGCUUUACAGUAGCUGAUAGGGACCAUGGCCCUUUUUGGAAGGGAGAUCGCUGCAUGUGCACUGGGGGAAGGCAAGGAUAGUGUGUGAUGUCUUUGUUAUCAGUAUUAAUGCUGCAUUGAGAAUCUUGAUGGGAGAUGGUGUGAGAGCUAAUCCUGCUCCUUAGCAGCUAAGCAUCACUGUGACUAGGAAUUCCUGCAGUGGGGAUCAGAUUAAUUGCGCUUUAGUGCCUAGGCACCUUGGAUCUCACAACGCUCCUGUGCUCAUGCAGCGUAUAUUAAGAUUACUUUAGAGAAGGAAGAAGAGGUACAGUCUGUGCCGUCCCUUACCCCGCAAAGUAACUCUCCUGUCUAAGGCAAAGUUCAGAGAAAGAAGAGAGGGCACAAGCCUGAUGUCCCUGUGCAGCUGUAAGCAGUGGUCAAUGAACAAAGAAUAGGAGCAAGCCCCAUGCCUCUAUAGCCACCCUUUUACUCUGCAGGAUAAUUCUCUUUCAAGGCUGAUGGAUCCCAGUUCCUGUUAAUUGUUCUGCUGCUCAUUAUCCUGUGACAACCCUUUUACCAAAUAAAGAUCCCCCAUCAUUAGGGAUGUGAGAAAAGCUCCUAUGGUCACUUCUAAGUAAGCAAUAUUUAUAUUAUGACCAUCACUGUUUCUUUUAUUCCUAACAGCUCUAAAAGUGAAAUUGAAUGGAUCAUUGGACCUGACAGAAACUGGCUGAGAAAGGCAUGCCAUUGACUAUUCCUGAAAUGCAGCAUUCUAAUUGCCUUAAAUACUAGAUUCUAUAGGUCAGUCAAUCAGAAACAUUUUUUUUUAAAUUUCUUUUAUGAAUAAAGUUUGCUGCAUUUUAGGAAUAAACUGAUGUCUGAAGCUUUUCUUUGUUUUGUUUAGCAAAUAAGAGCCUCUCCUGCAGCAGUCUGAAUGGCUGAUUCCAAUUGCAUGUGGUAUAAUAACCAUAGAUAUCUCAAAUCAUGACCAGUUCAGUCAGUUUUAUAUAAUCAUUUAAUCUGAAUAUGAGUUUAACCAAAAAUAAGAUUAUAGACAUUUUCCAAGGCACAAGGAAAGAAGAAUAUUGCAACAAGAGUGGCCAAAGUACUGCUCAUCGGGCUCCAUAACAUGUCCUGUAGCAGCCCUCAUCUUUAAUUCUGGGUUGCAGUCAGUGGAGACCACAAGUCCCAGCAUGCAAUCCUCCUUGAUCCACCAGCCUCAACUUGCAUCAAAUUGGAGCACUGCAUAUUGAGACCUAUACAUGGGCUGCACAUCUGCUGUAUAUUAAAAAAGAGGGCAGCUACCAUCCUGUCCAUUUCAUAUUCUUUAUGUACAGCUGUCAGAAUCUUUCCUUUCACAUUCAUUAUGUACAGUUAAUUGCUCAUUUGUCCCUCUGUUAAGCAAACUGUGGGUGUCCCCUUUUUUGCAUGUACUGAUCUGUUUUUAAAGGUUAUUGGCAGCCCACAAGUCCUAUCUGGAUGCCCCCAGCAACCAGAUUUUCAUCAUUGUGUCACGGUCUUUGCAUUAUAUGUCACAUAAGUCUCGCUAUUGGUGAAUAUUAUCUUGCUGUUUAAUUUUCCAAAACAUCAAACUUUGUGUAAACAUUUUCUGAUGCCAGAAAAAACGCUUCAAUCAUAGUCACAUGUAAUCUCUGUAUUUAAUUGUAAAUGGUGAAUUGUUGCUGAUAGCUCCAGUUCUAAAAAAUGCUUAUCUCACAAGUUCCCAAGCUACACUGGCUGAGGUGCCAUUGCAUUCAAAGCAAUCUCAUCAGCAUAGCAGUCAGCAAAGAGCGUUUGCGCCAGGUACCUCUUUUGUGUCUUCAUGCACUUCCCGCUUGUGUUCUCGUGUGCUCCCAAUUGACUGCUCUGCACUUCCUAUCUACCUAGAAAAGCCAAGAAACCAGUUCCUAAUGCCGCUGUCACAAUUACUUUGUAACUAGGACCAGAUGUAGAAAAUUAGUUUAUGUUCGCUUGGGGUUACUUGUAGGCAUUGCAUUAAUUGCUAGUCCAGAAAAAGUUUCCUUGUGCUUAGCAAGGCGCCCUGCAACUCCCUGGUUCAUCUCUCCAACUGGGUCAGUCAGCAAGGGCUCUCUCAAACUAUUCAAGGUGGUAAACCCAUGGGUGAGCUUAAUUGAUCAUGGCUAAGUUAGUGCCUGUGAUUCUUUAGGUUUCCUCAUCAAGUUGCACAGACAGAUGACCGAAUUUCUUGUACCUCUUCUGAGGUGCUUUCUAUAAUGUGGGCAUGUGACCCUUCACUUACCUUCUAGUAUUGAAACUCUUUCUUUUGUCUCAGUUUUUGAGGUUGUUUUUUUUUAAAGGGAUUGUACACAAUGACCUUGUCAUCACUAGCAUUAAAGUGUGUUAGCCACAACUGUGUUAAAGCACAGGUUAUUGCUAGCAAGUCCUCGCAUGGUUUCUCUUGAUACCAUCCAGCAGGGAAUUUUUCUAAAAAGGGUGAUACCGUUGUGCUAUGAAACAGUCCCAUCAGCUGUCUGUGGGGUCAAACUAAAAGCCAGAUUUUCAGACAAAAGUCCCAGUGCACACUGUUCAGGGAAAUGGUACGCUCUGUCACAUUGAAAUGUGACUCUGGAUAUCUUGGGGUCAGCCCUAAUGUGGACAGAAGCAUGGGUCUGUUUUUUGUUGCCGUUUGAACAAGCAAUAGCAAUACAGGAGGUGGGCAUUUACCUCUUCUCAGAUGCUUUCAGACAUAUUUUAUAUAUUGGAGGCUUCAGUACUCUGCCGUACUCUCUGUUCUUUUUGUGUUCUUCACCCACUCUGUUGCUGCUGUGUGUGCCAAAGGUCCACCUAGAUGAGUGAGAGGCUGGCUUUGUGUGCUUCCUGUUGCUUCCAAGCUUUUUUUGCUCUGCAGAAACGUCCAGUGCUUUUUGGUCAAAUAUUGUUCUAUAUGAAUUGUAUUUAUAACUUUUGUACUCUAAUGAAAAUAAAAUAAUUUAUAAAAACCAAAAACAAACAACAAAACCCUAAACUCUGAAUUGUUCUUAUCUUGUCCUGUAGGAUUUUUGCUGCAUAUGGUGUUUGCUGUCAGCUCUGAUACCUCUGUCUCUCCUGCUUUGGCUACCCCUCUUUUUCUUACUGUCUCCCUCCACUCCAUUUCUCUUCUUUCUGUAUCAUUCUCUCCUCAUUUGUCUCCCCCACUUCUCCUCCAUGCUGGUUUUACAAAUAUUUAGAAGUAUGAGAAUUGCCUUGGAAACACAAGUACUACCAAUUUCCCUUCUGCACCACUAGGAGCUGCUUGCUGUCUAUUUGUUCACUCCCCUCCCCUUGAUUCUCCUGCUCCUCACACCCCUUCUCUCUCAAAUGUUAUGGGCUGCUGAGGGGGGUGCAUUGGAAAUAUUUACCCAGGCCUGGUCACUUGUAGGGUGACCAGAUGUCCUGACUUUAUAGGGACAGUCCCGAUUUUUGGGUCUUUUUCCCUGUCCCAAUUUUUCACAUUUGCUGACUGGUCACCCUAGUCACUUUCUCUAAGCCCCUCCUGUUGUCCAAGUGUCACAUGGUGCAAUUCUGGACCAGGAUUGAAAUAGGGUGAGGUAAAGGGGGCAGUACUGAGCUGAGGGUGUUUUUACUGGGGUGAUAUGAAGAGAAGUAAGUGUCUGCCUCACUGAGAGGAAAUGUCCUUGUUCCAGUGACUUAAAACUUGAGGUAGGGGAGAUCUAACUUUGCAGGCCCCUGUUCUGAAUGCAGGUUGAACAAUCAUGUCCAUUUCCCUCUAGCUUGGCCAGAAUGGAUACAGGGUGCAAGCACUACACUUUCAUCUUAGCUCUAUUCUACUCUCUGUGACUGUCUCAGAGAUCUGCAGCAGACAGUUGCUAUCUCUACAGCACUGGGUUGGCUGCAGUAAUAUCACACUCUCACUCCCACACCAAACACAACAUCCAGAAAACUCUCAAGAACAGGCUGGGUACAGGAAGCAAAUGCUACAGUCCAGUGUGAAUCCUCAUAGCGGGACUCAGAAUGUAGCAGCUCCAAGGUGCUGUGAGGUCUCCAACUGAUACACAUCAAAGGCAGGAGUAUUCAUUUCUUAUUCUUUUAUGGCUCAAUCCUGUUUGCAUUGAAGUGUUGAUAUCAAUAGGAGUAGACUCAGACUCUAUUAUGACAAAGCACACCCCACCCAACAUGUUCUUCUACUACUUACUGGUAUUAAUAGCUCUGUGCACUUCACAGCUAUUGUUACUGGAAAAGAAUAACAAAGAAGGCAAGGAACUAUUCCCCCACACCACCCUUUUCACAGAUGGAGUGCUGGGAGUUUGCAGGAGGUCACCGCAGUCGGAGCUGGGGAUAGAGCCCUGUCUAAAACAGCAUACCCAAAUCUCAUCCACACUGCUUUUCUGAAGGAAUGUGUCAAACCUAUGGGCUUGAGUGCUGUCUGUAACCACUACAUCCCACUCCCUUCCAGAGCUAGAAUAGAACUGGGCAUGGGUGUGGGCUACUGGUGAAGUAUUUGUUGUAUCCUCCUCUAGUGGCUGAUCUACAUGGAGGAUAACAGCCUACUACUACUUACUACUAUCAAUUACUUAUUUAGCUCAAGUAAUAGAGGUCAGCUUUACCAUAUAGGUGAGAACAGGCUAAAGGUCAGAGGCUUCUCAGGAGUUCUUGUCCUUGUGUCUUCCAGCAUUUUCAGUCUACAGUCCCUGUUUCCCCAUUCUGUUCUCUUGUCCUGGUCUCCAUGGAGUUCUUGUUCCCCUGCUGGGACUCAGAAGUCAUUUUCCUGUUUCAGUUUGGGUAAAUCUUUCCACACCUAGAUAAGCUCUGUGGCCAGAAAGAAGCUCAUCCUUUUUGCUAAAAUGUGUCAAGGUAAAAAGCAUUUAAUUGGCAGUUGAUAUAUAUGAAUGAAUGUUGUUUCCACUAGACUUGAAGGUGGGAUCUGAUCUCAUUUGCUUUGAUAAAAGUAAAGUGAUAGUUUAAAAAGAGAGAACCACUGAACUAAGCUACAACAAAACAAAUGUGAACAAAGAAUGAUUUUCUUAACUUGAAUUGAGAUCCCCAUUUAUAAAAGAGAACUAGAAUUACCCUUAGGGCUGGUCCACACUAACCCCCCACUUCGAACUAAGAUACGCAACUUCAGCUACGUUAUUCAUGUACCUGAAGUCGAAGUAUCUUAGUUAGAACUUACCGCGGGUCCACACGCGGCAGGCAGACUCCCCCAUCGACUCCGCGUACUCCUCUCGCCAAGCAGGAGUACCGGCAUUGACGGCGAGCACUUCCAGGAUCGAUCCCAGAAGAUGGAUUGCUUACUGCCGGACCCGGA